UCAUAAUGAGGCCUUCUAAAUUCACUACUUUUUCUUUACUAUUUUCUCUCCUUUUGCUGACUGCUGCCUCGGCGCAGAAUUGUGGUUCACAGGCCGGAGGCGCACUUUGUGCCUCGGGACUCUGUUGCAGCAAAUUCGGCUGGUGUGGUAACACUAAUGACCAUUGUGGUUCUGGCAAUUGUCAAAGCCAGUGUCCUGGUGGCGGCCCUGGUCCUGGUCCUGUUACUGGUGGGGACCUUGGAAGCGUCAUCUCAAAUUCCAUGUUUGAUCAGAUGCUUAAGCUUCGCAACGAAAAUUCUUGUCAAGGAAAGAAUAAUGUCUACACUUACAAUGCCUUUAUCACUGCUGCUAGGUCUUUUCCUGGCUUUGGUACAACUGGUGAUUCCAAUACCCGUAAAAGGGAAAUUGCUGCUUUCUUUGCCCAAACCUCCCAAAACACUACUGUGUCUAAUUACGUGUAUUUUGACAUUAAUAAACACAGUGCUGGGCCAUGUACAAGAGCCAUCGGAGCGGACCUUUUAAACAAUCCAGAUUUAGUAGCCACAGACCCAGUAAUCUCAUUCAAGACAUCUCUCUUAUUCUGGAUGACCACUCAAUCACCAAAACCUUCUUGCCACGAUGUCAUCAUUGGAAGAUGGAACCCAUCCGCCGGUGACCGAGCAGCCAAUCGUCUUCCUGGAUUUGGUGUCAUCGCAAACAUCAUCAAUGGUGGCUUAGAAUGUGGUCGUGGUAAUGACAACAUGGUACAAGAUCGAAUUGGGUUUUACAGGAGGUAUUGCGAAAUUCUUGGAGUUAGUCCGGGUGACAAUCUUGAUUGCGGCAACCAGAGGCCUUUUGGCAGCUGAUUCUAUGUAACAACUUCAUUAUAUGUUUUGUUGUAUUCUCGCAAAAUGCAAGGAUCAACUAUAAAAUAAAGUUUUAAUAAUAUGAUUGUAGUCUGAUUAGUACCACGACUAUAUAUAGUCGUGUUCAACAUAUAUCUCAAUGA
Molecule: messenger RNA, 988 nt
Organism: Solanum tuberosum (potato)
Lineage: Eukaryota; Viridiplantae; Streptophyta; Magnoliopsida; Solanales; Solanaceae
Product: endochitinase-like
Exons: 2
Coding region: 6-845 (279 amino acids)
Biological process (GO): cell wall macromolecule catabolic process; chitin catabolic process; carbohydrate metabolic process
Molecular function (GO): chitinase activity; chitin binding
Source: RefSeq, a predicted model, not a curated record